Cladophialophora bantiana CBS 173.52 is the source of this 834-nucleotide messenger RNA. RefSeq lists its product as uncharacterized. The coding region runs from base 1 to 834 and encodes 277 amino acids. NCBI's taxonomy places the organism in Eukaryota, Fungi, Ascomycota, Eurotiomycetes, Chaetothyriales, Herpotrichiellaceae. The record is from RefSeq and is a predicted model, not a curated record. The transcript is spliced from 2 exons.
AUGCGGCGAAUUUACGCGCAGGCAUCCACUGUAUACGCCUGGCUAGGAGACGGGUCCAAAGAUGAACAAGAAAUGGUCUCCUCCAUGUCAAGCGUUGUCGAGGCUUUCCACCGGGCGGAGUCGAUCAAUCCCGUUCGAGGUCAGGAUGCCCUAGAGAAUGACUCCGGAUGUGUGUCGGUCCUUCCUUCUCCCGCAUCUGGCUUUUGGUCAGCGUUUGGUCGUAUCAUUCAUCGUCCUUGGUUCAGGCGACUAUGGGUUCUCCAGGAGGUGCUGCUCGCAAGGGAAAUCAGGCUCGACUGUGGGCCAGCGACUGUCGACUGGGCAACCCUCAUCAAAAUGGAACACAUCAUCCUUCGCCGGAACUUUUACUCACUUCUCAGAGGCAAAGACUACAAGAUCGAGGAGAUCUUCAAAGCCCUGAAUAUCGUGUCAAACUUUGAAUGGUGUAAGACCAAAAUGCCCCAAAGUACCGAUAACACGGUGCCAAUCAUUCUUGGCCUGGUGCCGCAACGAGUUCGGGAUGCGGCCACUGUCACUCCAACUUUCCUCCUGCCAAAGGCUUAUGCCGAUCUCAUUCAGCAUUGUCUCAGGUUCGAUUUUAGGCUGGAUCUUCUGAGUCAGGUAGAAGGGGCAGAAGCCCAGCGACUUGUUGGCCUUCCAUCUUGGUAUGCAGACUUCCAACUUGCUGCGCCGAUUAACCAAUUUGGGGGAAUCAAUGGUCCGGCAUCUGGAUUUCAUGCAGGUUUCAGAAAACCAUUUCUCGAGAAGCCUAUCUUGUCGGCGGAUUCCGGCAGAAAUAUUCUUACGUGGAAAGGUUUCUGGUCGACAAGGUAA